GAAACCUUUCCGCACGCCAUCGUGUACAUUUUCGAGGCGUUGCUUCCCGUGAUCAAAAGUCUGCAAGCGACGAAAGACCUGCUGUUUAAAAACGAGCACCUUCCUGUUUCUGUUUUGCUGGCAGACACGCUGAACAGAGAGCCAGAACACAUAAUAAGCAAAGAUCGGGAAGAACUUGUAAGGAAAUUCUGGGAGGCGCUUGUUCGAAGGGCUGUUGCCAUCCGAGAAGACAUGCAGCGCUACAUCCCGGAGGAUUUCAGUUUCUUUCCCGAGCAGCAACAAUAGCUGAUAAGCCAAUGGUGUUUCCAGACCCCGGUUACGGGUUUCAACUUAGGGUGCUGUGAUCUGAAUCUAAUCAAGAAGUAUUUUGUGACCUGCCUUGCUCCGGAAGGUGAUGUAAAGGUGGUGAACAAACAAAACAAGGUCAUGCACAUGUCCAUACCGAUUUUCAAGUUUCUGGACAUCUAUAACUAUGUCAGCCCAGAUGCAAGUUACCACAAAUGGGUGAAAACGUACAGGGCCAAAUUAUCGAAAUCAUGGCUGCAGUUUGAGUGAUUUGACUCUGUCGACAAGUGGGCCUUUCCAGGCCUUCCGCCGUUUCCUCGUUGGUUUUCAAAACGGAAUAACGAGUCCGUAUUGUCCUUUGAAGAGUAUGAGGACUGUCAGCGAUUGUUUGGGGAAAAUGGAGAUGAAGAGGUUUUCCGCUUGGCUGGAACGUUACAACAACGGGGAUGUCGAGCCCUUUCUGGACUCCCUGGAGUCCAUGCGAGUCUUCUA
Molecule: messenger RNA, 777 nt
Organism: Porites lobata
Lineage: Eukaryota; Metazoa; Cnidaria; Anthozoa; Scleractinia; Poritidae
Source: the annotation of a GenBank genome assembly